UACCUGAAGUUAAUCUGAGCUGCAGUUACUUUCACACCUCACUUCCUGAGGAGCGAGACAACAUGCAAUGGCCAUUGUGCUUUGUGCUGAUAGUUGGACAGAUGAUGCUGGUGACUUCGGAUAUCUUGCAUCAAUUAGAUAUUUUAAGUGCUAAGGACGUUGUAGAAGAAGGAGAAUCAGUGACCCUUAAAUGUCGAGAUCAUCAAAUGAGAAAACACAACAACAUCUUGGUGAAUUUAUACAAAAAUGGUGAGAAAUUGCAAAUCAAGCCGAGUACUACAGAGAUGGGACUUUUCACCUUCAAUCUGGAGAACAUCAGACAAGAGCAGACGGGGAACUACACCUGCUUUUAUGAAGAGAAGACACCAGAAAAUGUGACACACAUCAGGACAGAGAACUUCUUGAGCUUAACAGUCAAACCAUCUGUGCUCACUUUACAAGCUGAGAAAAAGAAGUCGGUCCAAGGGGGUCUGGACUUGACAUUCAAAUGCUUUUUCCCAAAAGGGAAAAAAAUACAAAACCCACCACAUACUUUUGAGCUUUACGAAAAUGGAGUACAGAUCAAAUCAGAGUCUGUGGGAAACAAACUGGGAGCGGAGUUUACUGUAAAGAACGUCAAUGAGACCAUCGAUGUAACUUACAUCUGUAAGUACAAAGCACAGAGAGGCUUUACUAUUCAGAGUCAACAGUAUGGCCUUCAACACAGAGGCACUGAGAACACAACAAAGCAAGUGGAACCCGGGGGAAGGGGAACAUCAGUUCUUGACUAUUGGUUGGCUCGGCUAACAUCAGUACCAGGUCUCUAUAUUGUGAUAUCCUUUGGUGCUUUCCUGCUGCUGUUGCUCAUUGCACUAUUAAUAAAAGCCAUCAUCAAGUGUUCCCAAAGUAAAAAAGCUUCAGAUCGAGAAACGGAGGGCAAUUCAUCUGAGGGACCUAAUAAUACGAUUUUGUACUCCGUCCUGGAACACAAGGAAACCAGCACAAAGAUGCCAAGGGAUGCAGAAAAGGUGGUUUAUGCCAAACUUGGCCCCCAAAUCACAACACAGAACUCUCCAGUCGACUCAGAAAUUGUUGAGUCAGCAUGAUGCUACUGUACAGUGUGAAUAUAUAAUGUGUCUGUUAUUGGAGAAAUCACAAUCUGUUUAAAAUGGCCAGGCACGACUGAACGUUUUUCCAAUAAACAGGGAAAUGUGCCAAAAUAUCAA
Messenger RNA from Polypterus senegalus (gray bichir), 1205 nucleotides. RefSeq lists its product as uncharacterized. The record is from RefSeq and is a predicted model, not a curated record. NCBI's taxonomy places the organism in Eukaryota, Metazoa, Chordata, Cladistia, Polypteriformes, Polypteridae. The transcript has 9 exons. Bases 63 to 1085 code for a protein of 340 amino acids.